AUGUCCUAUAGCCAUUACCGCCAACAUGCCCCGGGCUGGGGUACUCAGAAUCUUCAGUUCACUCAGCCUCUUGCUCCCACCUUUCAACCACAGCCGCAAUGGGGCGGCUCUGACUUCUAUAACGCUCACGCCAUCAAUCCCAACCCCUCGGUCUAUGAACAUGCAUGGGGUAACGUCCGACAGUACACUGGCGCCCCGCUUGAUAUUGGAGUUGGGGCCCACGAGGCCAAGCAUUGGCACAAACGCGCCUAUGGCGGUUUGAGUGACCUCAAUACCUUGUCUCCGGAGGAUAUUGGACACGCCGCGGCAUAUGAGGCCUAUCGAACCUGGAUUAGCAAUAGCUCGAUCUAUGAGCCACUCAGUGGUGACAUGGAGCGUCAAAGAGAAGGCCUCGUUGGCUUGGCUGUUGGAGAGGCUUCUCGUCUACUCCAGUUCACAAAUCGCUGGACAGACAAUUAUGCUCAAACAGCCGCCUCUGAUGCGGCAGCGGCAACAGCAUCAAUCCUGUUUCAACGGAAGUAUCGCGAUGUGGAAGAGGGAGAAUACCACAGGUCACGCUCUCGCACCAGACGAGGCUCUGUAGGCUCGUACGACGACCCAUACGCGUCAGAUUUGUUAGCGGUUUCGUCUGGGGUUGGGCGUCUGCGCUCUCAUUCCAGACAACGUUCUCAUUCGCGCUCACCAAUGAUGUAUCCAUCACCCGGCCCGACAGCUCCUAUGGCCAUACCAACCUCGAAUGGCUCGCACUAUGCCAUGGGAACACCAUACCCCAAUACUGCCCAGCAGCUACCGAUAUAUGGCCAACCUUCGCCAUACAGUGCUCCAUCGGUUGUUGGUCAACAGUACGGCUCGAUGCCAACUACUCAGAUCUAUAGCGGUUCAGUGCCCAUGAGCCAGUCUUAUUCUGUUCCAACGGUCAUCCAAGUGGGCGGUGCGCGCCAACGUAGCACUUCCAUGUCCAUUCCUGGCUACACCGUUCAACCUCAAGUUCAAUACGCAAUGCCAACGCAAUACCACCAUGUUGCUGCGCAGCAACCUCAGGCUAUCGUUGUCGGUUCGGGGCACCGCAAACACCAUCACCACCACCACCACCAUCGGAGCAAGAAGAGCAAGCGGUCUCGAAGCACCGACUACCCCAGCAGAUACUAA
Mycena indigotica is the source of this 1149-nucleotide messenger RNA. RefSeq lists its product as uncharacterized. NCBI's taxonomy places the organism in Eukaryota, Fungi, Basidiomycota, Agaricomycetes, Agaricales, Mycenaceae. Bases 1 to 1149 code for a protein of 382 amino acids. The record is from RefSeq and is a predicted model, not a curated record. The transcript has 6 exons.